GGCUAAAGAGUGUUAUAUAAGUAAAAGAUAAAAAAAUCUCAUUUUUUUUCUUCUUAUUAUAUCAAAGUUCGCAUUUUUUUAUUUUUUGUUCUCUUUGAUUUUGAUCUCGGAGCGAUGUCUAUCCGAAUGUCAAAUGCGUUGUCGGGGAUGGGAGUGAGCGAUGAGAGCAAGAGCACAUUUAUGGAAUUGCAGAGGAAGAAGGUGCAUCGCUAUGUGAUUUAUAAGAUCGAUGAGAAGAAAAAAGAGGUUGUGGUUGAGAAAACAGGAGGAGCGGGGGAAAGUUAUGAUGAAUUCACUGCCUCAUUGCCUGAAAAUGACUGCCGAUAUGCUGUUUAUGACUUCGAUUUCGUCACCGAGGAUAACUGCCAGAAGAGCAAGAUCUUUUUCAUAGCAUGGUCUCCUUCGACCUCCCGUAUUCGUGCCAAGAUGUUGUACGCUACAUCGAAAGACAGAUUUCGGCAUGAACUCGAAGGUGUACAUUAUGAGAUCCAAGCAACUGAUUCGAUGGAGAUGGACUUGCAAGUGCUCAGAGAUCGUGCAAAUUAGUCAUUUUGUUUGUCUUGAUCAGUUACAUGGUUUGAAGAACAUGUGUUUGUAAGCUCUAAAAAAAAUAAGACAUAUUGUUUGGAUACUUCUCUUCUUAGUUAAUCUCUAAGAUUUCCCUUGUCUUUGUGUAUCCUCUUCUCUUACAUGAUGCUUAUUAUCAUUUAAAUUUUCCGUAUUCUAUGGAACUCUGGAACCAGGUUCUAGUAAUUGUUAUGAUAUUUAUUACAAUGAA
Messenger RNA from Dioscorea cayenensis subsp. rotundata (Guinea yam), 778 nucleotides. Its product is annotated as actin-depolymerizing factor-like. The record is from RefSeq and is a predicted model, not a curated record. Gene Ontology annotation, cellular component: cytoplasm; actin cytoskeleton. Gene Ontology annotation, biological process: actin filament depolymerization. Bases 115 to 546 code for a protein of 143 amino acids. Gene Ontology annotation, molecular function: actin filament binding. Lineage: Eukaryota; Viridiplantae; Streptophyta; Magnoliopsida; Dioscoreales; Dioscoreaceae. The transcript has 3 exons.